This is a messenger RNA of Anguilla rostrata (American eel), 1698 nucleotides long. RefSeq names its product annexin A1-like. The transcript has 13 exons. Gene Ontology annotation, cellular component: plasma membrane; cytoplasm. The record is from RefSeq and is a predicted model, not a curated record. The coding region runs from base 328 to 1347 and encodes 339 amino acids. Gene Ontology annotation, molecular function: calcium-dependent phospholipid binding; phospholipase A2 inhibitor activity; cadherin binding involved in cell-cell adhesion. NCBI's taxonomy places the organism in Eukaryota, Metazoa, Chordata, Actinopteri, Anguilliformes, Anguillidae. Gene Ontology annotation, biological process: positive regulation of neutrophil apoptotic process; regulation of inflammatory response; positive regulation of vesicle fusion.
UGUGAGACUUGUUCUUGCACCUAGCAUGUAGGCUACGUGCCGUGCUAUCUUCAUACAGCCUUGAUUAUAUUUCUUACAUUUUUUUAGGUUUGCCUGCUUCGUGCAAUGUCUCUUUACUUCAACUGCACUGCAAUUCUGACUUGCAGUACACACAGGGAGGGCUGUGUUGAGAACUGCGGUGUUCUGAUAUAUGUGGGAACUCAGCCAAUGGGAAGAGUGCAUGGGAGUGGACUCAUUAGGUGUGUUCCUUCAUUUAACCGUCAUUCCACAAGAUUUUAGCCGGAGACGCAAGGACAUCCACGCAAAACAACAGAUCCACCCUCCACUAUGGCAUUCCUGAAAGAUUUAUUCAGACAAGCAGUUAACCUGAAGACAGACGAUGGUGUCGACAAGACCUUCAAUGGGACAGUCGCCCCGUACCCCCUCUUCAGAGCCAGCGAGGAUGCAUCUCUCCUGGACAGAGCCAUCAAGGCUCCAGGUGUGGAGGAGGCCGCCAUCAUCGAUCUUCUGGUGAAGAGGAACAACGAGCAGCGUCAGCAGAUCAAGGAAGCCUAUCAGCAGGCCUUCGGGAAGGCUCUGGAUGCGACCUUGGUGUCCGUCUUGAAGGGCGACCUGGAGGAGCUGGCGCUGGCGUUGCUGAUGACUCCAGCGCAGUAUGAUGCACAUCUGCUCAGGAAGGCCAUGAAGGGUCUUGGCACCGAUGAAGAGAUCCUGAUUGAGGUUCUGGUAACGAGAUCCAACGCGGAGAUCGCACAGAUCAAAAAUAUUUAUAAAAAAGAGUACCAGAGGGAUCUGGAAAAGGACAUUGAUAAAGAAAACUCAGGACACUUCCAGGAUGCUCUGCUCAACCUCUGCAAGGGCACUAGGAGUGAAGAAACUAAGGUCGAUAACGACCUGGCAGACAGUGAUGCACAAACUCUGUUCAACGCCGGAGAAGACAGGAGAGGAACCAACGACACCGUCUUCAUCCACAUUUUCACGACCAGGAGCGACGCACAACUCCGAAAAAUAUUCCAGAGGUACGGGAAGCACAGCAAGACGGAAAUGACGCAGGCCCUGGACGGCGAGAUGAGCGGGAACGUGGAGAAGUGCCUGAUCGCGAUCACAAAAUGCGCCAUGAAUAAACCUGCGUUCUUCGCUGAGAAGCUGCACCUCGCCAUGGCGGGGUUCGGGACGCGGAAUAAGGCUCUCAUCCGACUGCUGGUGUCCCGGUCUGAGAAGGACAUGAAGAAGGUGGCGCAGGAGUACAAGAAGCUGUACCAGAAACCCUUGCAGCAGGACAUCAUGGCUGAAUCCAGCGGUGUAUUGGAGGCAGGCCUGCUGGCCCUGUGUGGAAAGGACGACUGAGACGUUCAGCUGAGACACGUUCACAUUAAUAACGUUCAUAUUCGUGUUAACAGUCAGUCAGUUUCAUAAUAUUAUUUUGCUAUUGGAGAGAUCUUAUGGAUGUACGAUAGGAAAUAAUGCUUAACGUUAGUAUAGCUGGUUACACCACGACGUUUAGAAAGGUUUGACUUCCGGACUAACCGUUGGCUCGGUUAAACCAAUUAAAAAUAACAGAAAGUUUUUUUUUUUUAAGUUAGCAGGGAUACAGGAAGUGUUUUGUGUUAAAGGCAGAAAGAAACAGAAGAGCUGCUGUGGCCCAAAUCUGGGCACAUUUAUGUGGAAAUCUUUGUGGAAAUAAAACUUUCUCAUGAA